Tauraco erythrolophus (red-crested turaco) is the source of this 2684-nucleotide messenger RNA. The record is from RefSeq and is a predicted model, not a curated record. Lineage: Eukaryota; Metazoa; Chordata; Aves; Musophagiformes; Musophagidae.
AUGAGAUGGAAAAGACAGAUGAACUGUCCUCAACAACUGCAGAAGAGCCUGAGCCUAUUUCGUGUGUUCUGCAAGAUGACAUCCAGGCACUUGCAAUUAAGGUGGAGGACCUGGAGAAACUCCACACUCCACACCUUCCCUAUGAUGCUGGGAGAAUUCCUGUUAGUAGGAAAUACUUUGUUCAAAAACGUCAGCCCAAAGAGACGAAGAAGGUGGCACAUUCCCUGGUAGCAUAUCCUGCUUCCCCAAAGGCACACAGGGAACCACCGGCUUUUUCUGGUACAGUUAAACUUCACAUCUUAUCUUUGAGUUUUGGUUUUGCUAAGCCUAGCUUUAGUGACCUGACUCUGGGCUUGUUUUUUGUGUGUUUGUGUGUUGUAGGACCAGAACUGUUUGGUGAUGGCUGUGAAGAGAUUCUCUCCCAUCACAUUUUGGGAAGUCUUCAGGAGUUCAAGAUGGAAGCCUUGACCAGAGGAAAUGCUCAGGUUGCAGAUUUUAUUGAGAUUUCUCAUCCAGAUGUGUCUGUGACAGCUUUAAAAGAGGAACAUGGAGAAGAGAAGAAGAAAAAGGUUCAUCAGACCCCACUGGCAGAGCACAAAGCUCUCCAGAACUGGCAUCGUAAUAUGGCAAUCAGGAAAAAGCAAGAGAAAUACCUAGGAGAAAUUCUUCAGAGGCCAGAGAAUGAAUUGCUGAUGAACAUCUCAGAGGAUUACAGGCAAAUCCAGGAAGAACGUGACAUCAUUGACCGGAGUCUCCCUGCCCUGCUUCCUGGAAAGGGCUACCGGAGAGGAAGCGAGUUCUGGAGCCAGCCUGAGCGUAUUGGAGAUGAACUCACUGGCCUGACGAUGACGCUGACUCAGAGGGAACGUGGCUGCACAGAGCCAGUUGCUCAUGUGGGGAAACCCCACACUGUCCGGAUGGAAACGAGUCUGAAGCCUCCAAAGAGGAUCCCUUUCCAUCUAACCUGGGAUAAGAGUCUUUUCCUGAAACAUCGACGACAGGAGCUAAAAUCUGUCCUAGAGGAGCUAGAUUUUUAUAAGCCGGAUCUGGAUGGUCUGGAGGUGAUUGGUAAAGGGCAGCCUUUCACAUCUGUCUCAACAGAGCCUUUUCCACGUUCCACCACUCCUGAAGCGUCUGAGACCCUCAGUGACUCCUUAAGAGACUACCCCGAUGUGGUUCCAGAAGCAGUACGAGGUCCGUCUUUAAAUUUCUGUGGCCAGCCUGCUCGUUGGAUCGACUGCAGCACUUCUCGCAGGGAUGAAAUUGGCAUUGCUGCCCGGCUCACCUUUGAGACUUUGGCUGGUGAGAGAGCCGAAAGCUCUCUGACGGUGAGCAAUGAUGGCACAACUGCCAUCUGGUAUAACUGGAUGAGACUUCCUCAGCAGAUUCCCUCUAGAGAAACCAAGGGGAAGAGGAUGCCAUGUUUUUACUUUGAUACCAGACCAGGUGUAAUUUUGCCUGCUCAAACUAGGAAGUUUUCCUUUCUUUUCAAGUCAGAGAGAGCAGGAGUUUUCAGCGAGUCCUGGGAAUUUAGGACACAUCCUCUGUUAUUAGGUGGAGCUCUGCUGCAGGUGACCCUUUGGGGAAUCAGUGUGUACGAGGAUAAGUUGGCUGACCUCCGAGAGAAACUGGAGACUGACCUGGCUGCUCGAGAAGCUGCUACUGUAGAAAAGAAUAUGAAGGAACUUGUCCAAAUUCGGACCCCAGAGCGCACCCCAUCUCCUGUGGAUGCCUAUGUCACAGAGGAAGAGUUGUUCCACUGGAAGAAUCCCGAGUUGCAUUAUCAGCAUCACGUGGUAAAACAGCUGCAUGAGCUAUGGAGACAGCACAUUACUGUCCCUUCAGCCUUUGAGGAGAAAGUGCCCUUGGGCCAGAAGAGCCCUGCGGAGGAUGUGCAGUACCAGGAGAGUUCUUCAGAGGCUCAUCCUGCUCAGAGCAGCACCAGAGAGGUCCCAGGUUGGAAGAACACGCUUGAGGAAGCUCUGAGUCAAACAACAAACAUGGAGGAGAAAGAACCAGGCCCCUCAGCAUGGAACCUCUCCUUAGAGGACUUUAAGCAGGCUAUAAAGUCGAUCCCCAAGGAGGAGCAGCGAGAGCAAGCACUGACCCAGCUCAAUUCCGCAGCACUGGAGCUGUGUGUUGAACAGAGGCCAACUCAGUCAGAUCUUUUCUAUCCAAUCUGUCUCCAGCUGUGGCGUGAAACAAUUGACGGUUUGGUGAGUCACUCUGUGAGGCUGAGAUCCAUGCUUGGCUUGCCUGAGAACACCACUUUUGUAGAUGUUGUCCUAGAGGAAACAGUGGAAGUAAAGCAACCUUUAAAAGGAAGAAAGGAAGACAGAAUAACCACUAGGAAAGAAGAGAGAAGUUCGUUUGGUGCUAAGGAUAAAGAAGGCAAAAAAAGAACAACAAAGACAGCAGGGAAAGCGAAAGAGGAACGUCCAAGCAGCAGAAAGUUAAAAGAUGAGAAGAAGCUGAAAUCUUCCACUUCAUCACAGGUGGUGAAAGAGGGAGCACAGCCCAUGGAAGCUGCAACUACAGAUAGAGGAGAACCUCCUCAGGAGCAGGUGGACCCUACUUUGUUUGGGAUGUACCAGGAGAAACUUUAUAUUGAAGUUUAUGGACUGCUGGAUUCGAUGGUGAGCAAAAUGGUUUCUUUAUUUGAAGAACUAAAGCAAAAAGGAACU